This is a messenger RNA of Nasonia vitripennis (jewel wasp), 808 nucleotides long. Its product is annotated as succinate dehydrogenase assembly factor 2, mitochondrial. Gene Ontology annotation, biological process: tricarboxylic acid cycle; protein-FAD linkage; mitochondrial respiratory chain complex II assembly. The transcript is spliced from 3 exons. Bases 213 to 662 code for a protein of 149 amino acids. Gene Ontology annotation, cellular component: mitochondrion. The record is from RefSeq and is a predicted model, not a curated record. Lineage: Eukaryota; Metazoa; Arthropoda; Insecta; Hymenoptera; Pteromalidae.
AGCGUCUAUCAGCUGACUGACGCCAAACCACGUGACGCUACAGCUGCUAAUAUAAAUAUAUACAUAUACGCGACUAGACUAGCAGACCUAGAGCAGACCCUCCUCCGCGAUUGUCAAAUUAUAUACUCGUUAAACACUGCAGCUCCAACUGCGCGGCACAUUAUAUUGUAUACAUAACAAAUCCAAAGUUGAAUAGCCAGUAAAAAGAAACCAUGAAUAACACAAUAACAAAAUGCAAUCCAGCCAUGGUUAGACAUGUACUUUCUGCAUCAAGAAAUAUUUCAACAACUUGUGUAACAAAAAACAAGGAACCAGUAGAUGAUACGUCCGAUCAUAAUGUACCACCCUUCAUUGAAAAAGGCGAAAGUACAUCAAUUAAGAGAGCUAGACUACUUUAUCAAUCACGUAAGCGUGGUAUGUUGGAAAAUGGACUGCUUCUGAGUACGUUUGCUAAGAAAUAUUUGGAUGAUUUUAAUGACAAACAUCUACACCAAUAUGAUCGAUUGAUCAACCUACCAUCAAAUGAUUGGGAUAUUUAUUACUGGGCUGCGGGAGUGAAACCAGUUCCAGCUGAAUUCAAAAACGAAGUGAUGGAUUUGCUACAAAAACACAUCAAAAAUGAGAAUCGAGAAUCUCGUAUCGUGCAACCAGAUUUACAUUGAGUAUUAUGUAUACUAUAAUUUAAAGAAUGUGAUAAAAAGUCAUGUGUAUUUUUCGAAUAGUGCUCACAAAAAAAUUGUAUAAUUCACUUACUCAUAAAAAUAGAUCUUGGAUGUAAAAAUAAAAAGCAAAAAUUUUAUUUAAAAAA